This is a messenger RNA of Pyrenophora tritici-repentis Pt-1C-BFP, 3552 nucleotides long. Its product is annotated as SpoVK, ATPase AAA+ class. Gene Ontology annotation, molecular function: ATP binding; nucleic acid binding; ATP hydrolysis activity. Gene Ontology annotation, cellular component: mitochondrial outer membrane. Lineage: Eukaryota; Fungi; Ascomycota; Dothideomycetes; Pleosporales; Pleosporaceae. The record is from RefSeq and is a predicted model, not a curated record.
AUGUACGUGAUUCGGUCUGCACUGCGAGCGUCCACCAAAAGACCUCCAGCGCGCUUUGUUCGCGGCCGCCGCUACCCAUUGACACCACGGUUACGAACACUACAUACGACUCGCCCACUUGCUCAAGCCUCCAAUCCCCCGCCAGCGCCAAAUAGCACGCCAGCCGACCAGGAUGGCGUUAACAAGACGGACCGAGAAAAGGCAACAGCCACCGAUGAACCUGCAGACGGUACGGUAGCGUUGGAUGACCCCGAGGUGCUCGCGCAGAAGCUCCAGCGGUCGCGGGAAACUUCGCGCCGCUAUUCGGCUGCUUUGCGACGCCAACAACGAGGGAAGAAGGCCGAUGGGCUGCCGCCUGUGCUCUUGCCCAAUUGGUUCCUAAAGAGGAGAGUCCUACGCCGCCAAGACUUGCCUGGAGACUCACACGAUGCAAAGUCACCCACACUUCUGUCGGUUGCAGUGACUCAUACAAAGUCUGGCGAGCAGGCUGCAUGUACUAUCCCGGCUGGAUUCAACCCAGAAACGGCCCAGAUUCUCUCACGACUAGUGCGUGGUCUGUGGAGUUGGCGUUUGGACGACCAUGAAAAGGCAAAGGUAGAGCAAUACCUGGAGGGGAAGUGGGGUCUGCACGACGAGGCCUCGCACAGCUCACCUCCACCAAACAACGAGCCAGUGGCCAACAAGGAUAACGGACCCAAGACUGAGCCUCUCGAUGAGGCAUUGGCAAGAUGGAGCAAGUUCCGAGAGGCUUCUACGAUAAGGGAUGCUGCUAGGAUGUUGACAGAGUUGGAGACUGGCAUUUCUGGACGAAUAUCUCCAUUGAUCGCUGCGGAAAUCCGAGCCACUAUCGCCGCGUCUCUUGCAUCGCUGCAGCCAGCAAUAGGCAACUCAUUUCCUGCUACCAAAACAAACCUCAUCCUUCAUUCACCCACGCCUGAGCACGAAGCCUCGAUAGAUGCAUGUGUAAAGUCUUGUGCGUUUGAAUUGGGGUCCGAUGUCAUCGUGUUGGAGGCUCAGGACCUCGCUCGGCUCGCCGGAGACUACUUGGGCGAAGGCGCAGAACCAUCUCCUCGCUCCAUCCGCUCUUUAGGUUACGAAACGUAUCGAUUGAAUUCAGAUCUAAAUAAUUUUAGGGCGGACAAGGGAGACGCAGAGGAUGCAUCCGCUGAAGAAGAAACAGAUUGGUCUCAACCCUCGUCCAUGGACCAGCCUGAUCCCAACUCAGCACGCUCUCGUAGUCCGCUUUCCAUCUUUGCCCUCACGCCUGUCUUCCGAUUCAUGUCCCAGGACGCCAAGAUCCAGCAAGUCGGUUCUGGAAAUCAGUAUGGGACAUCAGCUGGUGCUACCAACGACGAGUCUGGACGGACACAAAGUCAGAGCGAAUUGCAACUCGAGGAUAUGAAGCUAGCCAAUUUCUUAGAGGCUUUAAUCGAUUCGAAUGACAUGAAACAAAUUCGUGGCAUUGUCGGCAACGACAUCUCACCCCCACGUAGCCAUUCUGAUCGUCUGUCAACAUCUCCAAAGGGGCCUGCCUUUUUUGACUAUUCCUUGGCCGAGGACGGUGCCCAUCUUGAAUUAAACUCCUCGUUGCCGGUUUCGGCGAGGCCGGAAAUUAACUUGCAGGUCAAGGUUGGCUCGUCAUCAGCAAAUCUCAAUGUUCCGACAAAGUCGAAGAUUAUUUAUGUAAAGAAUUUCAAGGAACUAAAUGCCACGUACCACGGCGGCCGCAUCAUCCAAAAACUCGAAGAACUCGUUCGCAAGCGGCGUAUUGCUGGCGAGAGCAUCAUGAUAGUUGGAAGCACUUGUUCACGCGAGCUCACUCCUGAGCUAACGACCAGUGGAGUCAUGGGUCUACAGAGCGAAGGCGAGAGUGGUGUUUUUAGGACCAUUGUUGUUACUACAGAUUCUGAACGAACCGGCAUGGAGGAGAAUGCUGCAAGGCUGAUGCUUCCUGAGCCAUCUUUCGACCAUGUACCGCCAGAAAUGAACAGAUUCCGACGCAUCAAUCUGAUUCACAUACAAGACAUGCUCCGAUCCUUGGACUCGUCUGCCGCCGCCAGUAUCUCAGACAUGGAUGAAAUUUCCGUAAAGUUCGGACAAUGGGCACGCAUCUUUUCGGAAUCUGCCUUUAAGCGGGUGCUAACAUACGAUGAGGUGCACAGAGUAGCGCUCACAGCGCUAGGCCUACUGAUCACAAGCCCAACGAGCAAGUCAGCAGCCUCUCGACAGGAACCAGCGCAACUUAGCUGGGCACAUGUCGCGCUUGCCAUGGGCUUACUGCGAGCCAGUGAUGCGACGAAAUUUGUGUAUUUUGACAAGAUAGCAGAGAUGCCCAAGCAAUCAAGAAAUUCGUUCCACAUACUGCAAGGCAAGACAGAGGCCGACUUGGCCAAAAAGCGUUUGGGAGAAAAGGCUAAGCGACAUCAACAAAACAUGCAGCGCAUUACAGCCGCGGCUACCAAAUGGGAAAAGCGACUUAUACCAGGCAUCGUGGAUGCAGAUCAAAUCAAGACGACUUUCGAUCAAGUACACGUACCGGUGGAGACGGUGGAUUCGAUACGAACCAUUACAUCAUUGUCGUUGCUCCGACCAGAGGCGUUUAGCUACGGUAUCCUUGCAACCGAGAAGAUCUCGGGUGCGCUGCUAUACGGGCCUCCAGGUACCGGCAAAACACUCCUUGCUAAAGCCGUCGCAAAAGAGAGCGGUAGCACGGUGCUUGAAGUUUCCGGCAGCCAAAUCAUGGACAAAUACGUUGGUGAGGGUGAGAAGAAUGUCUCAGCUAUCUUCUCGCUCGCACGCAAGCUCUCGCCCUGCAUUGUCUUUCUCGACGAAGCAGAUGCCGUCUUCGCCUCGAGAGAUGCAAUGCAGGAACGCGUAUCCCAUCGUAAUAUCCUCAACCAGUUUCUGAAAGAAUGGGAUGGCCUGAAUGAUUUGUCGGUCUUUGUCAUGGUAGCUACGAACCGGCCGUUUGAUCUCGAUGACGCUGUUAUUCGCCGGCUACCAAGACGUUUACUCGUUGAUCUGCCGACGCAGGCGGACCGCAAGGAGAUUCUGAAGAUUCAUCUCAAGGGCGAGCUGUUGGAUGCGUCUGUGGAUUUGGACGAUAUUGCUAAGCGGACACCGUUUUACAGCGGGAGCGACCUGAAGAAUAUCUCCGUCUCUGCUGCCCUAGCUUGUGUCAAGGAGGAGAAUGAACAUGCCGCCAAGGCCGCUGCGGAUGUUGUUGCAGGAAACGACGAUGUGGACGCUCCUGCCGAGUCUUCCACAUCACAUCCAGAUUCAACACCAGCCCAGCCACAGCCCAAAGCAGCACUCCACCUCGUUCCCGGCCAAUCCUACAAAUUCCCUGAUAAACGUGUUCUACACGCCCGCCACUUUGACAAGGCACUCCAAGAAAUCAGCGCUAGUAUCAGCGAGAAUAUGUCGAGUCUGAAUGCAAUCAAGAAGUUUGACGAGCAGUACGGUGAUCGACGGGGCAAUAAGCGGAGGAAGGACUUUGGGUUUGGUGUCAUGGGUGAGCGGAACGAUAGUGCUGCUAGGGUGCGGAUAUAG